This is a messenger RNA of Synchiropus splendidus (mandarinfish), 5260 nucleotides long. It is a transcript of the gene abcc3, whose product is annotated as ATP-binding cassette, sub-family C (CFTR/MRP), member 3. Gene Ontology annotation, biological process: transmembrane transport. Gene Ontology annotation, molecular function: ATP binding; ATP hydrolysis activity; ABC-type transporter activity. The transcript has 31 exons. Bases 240 to 4874 code for a protein of 1544 amino acids. Gene Ontology annotation, cellular component: membrane. Lineage: Eukaryota; Metazoa; Chordata; Actinopteri; Syngnathiformes; Callionymidae. The record is from RefSeq and is a predicted model, not a curated record.
GGCAUCCUACGGCCACUCUUUUGUGGGAACCAGCGAAGCGGAAAUAGACUUUUAUUCCGCAGGUAGGGUCGCUGUCGGGGGGCGGACAUCCAAGAGCAAGUCUGCAACUACUCUCGGUCAUAUGUAGACACUCGCGGGUGUCGUUUUCAUGUACAGGACAUCUUGUUGACGCGGAUAAGUCCAGAGCUGAGAUCUCCCUUGGUGUCGAGGCUCACGGUCUCCCGCCGUGUUUGAAGAAGAUGGACCGGCUGUGCGGAGCAGACCUCCCCUUCUGGGUAGCCAAUGUGACGCUCCAAACGGAUGAGCCAGACCUUCCCAAAUGUUUCCAGCUCACGGUUCUAUCAUGGCUCCCUUGCAUCUAUCUCUGGGUUGUCUCACCCAUCUACAUCUUCUAUCUGAAGCGGAACCACAAGGGCUACAUAAUGGUGUCAGUAAUGAACAGAUUCAAAACAAUAUUUGGAAUCUUGUUAUGGAUCGUGUGUUGGUUGGAUCUUUUCUAUACGUUCCACGAACUACAAAGUGGGAACAAGCAACCGCCUAUCUACUUCAUUACCCCACUCGUGCUUGGCAUGACCAUGUUGUUGGCCACAUUUUUGAUCCAGUAUGAGCGGUUACGUGGGGUCCAGUCUUCAGGCGUGCUUUUUAUCUUCUGGUUCCUGUCCGUACUGUGCGCCAUCGUGCCAUUUCGCUCCAACAUACUGCUGGCAUUAAGUCAGAGCGAAGUGGAAGACAAGCUGCGAUUCACGACCUUCUACUUCUACUUUGGUCUGGUGGUGUGUGAGCUGAUCCUUUGUUGUUUCAAUGAAAAACCUCCUCUCUUCUCCAGUGUCGUCACAGACCCUAACCCCUGCCCUGAAAAUACAGCUGGUUUUCUUUCACGCAUUACAUUUUGGUGGUUCACGAGGUUGGCCAUCAAAGGUUACAAGAUGCCACUGGAGGCCAAGGACCUUUGGUCGUUGAAUGAGCGUGACCGCUCCAAAGUGAUCGUGCCCCAACUCCUCAAAGAAUGGGAGAAGGAGUUGUCCAAUAGCAAGAGAAGUGAACAGAAUUCAUCCAGUCAGGCUCAGUUCUCCAAGCUGCCACCACCCACCACUAACCACACAGCAGGAGGAGCAGAAACCAGCCCUGAGGAAGUCGAAGUUCUGCUGUCCAGUCAAAAAGCUUCACCCAAAAAGCCAUCUUUCCUGCGAGCCAUGGUCAAAGCUUUUGCACCCUACUUCCUCAUUGGUUCUGCCUACAAGCUCCUGCAGGACAUCAUCACUUUCAUCAACCCUCAGCUUCUCAGGAUGUUGAUCUCCUUCACAAAGCAGGAAGGUGCUCCGAGGUGGUGGGGCUUCAUGCUGGCCUUCCUCAUGUUCUUCACCGCCUUCAUGCAGACCCUCGUCCUCCACCAGCACUUCCAGUACUGCUUUGUCACUGGCAUGAACAUCCGCACAGCUCUGAUUGGAGCCAUCUACAGGAAGUCUCUGGUCAUUACAAAUGCUGCCAAGCGGUCCUCUACGGUCGGAGAGGUGGUCAACUUGAUGUCUGUGGACGCUCAAAGGUUCAUGGAUCUCACCACCUUCCUCAACAUGCUGUGGUCUGCUCCUCUUCAGAUAGUACUCGCGCUGUAUUUCCUCUGGCAGACUCUUGGACCAUCUGUGCUGGCAGGAGUCGCUGUCAUGAUCCUACUGAUCCCUUUUAAUGCUGUCAUUGCCAUGAAGACAAGAACUUACCAGGUUGAGCUAAUGCAGCACAAGGACUCUCGGAUCAAACUGAUGAACGAGAUCCUCAAUGGGAUUAAAGUUCUGAAGUUAUAUGCCUGGGAGAACUCCUUCAGAGACAAAGUCUUAGAAAUCCGACAGAAAGAGCUGAAUGUGCUGAAGAAGACAGCGUACCUUGGAGCUCUCUCUACUAUGGCCUGGACCAGCGCACCCUUCCUGGUUGCCCUGACGACCUUUGCAGUUUACGUGACUGUGGAUGAGAAGAACAUUCUGGAUGCGGAGAAGGCCUUUGUGUCCCUCUCCCUCUUCAACAUUCUCCGGUUUCCUCUCAACAUGCUUCCACAAGUCAUGAGCAGCAUAGUUCAGGCCAGCGUCUCCCUGAAGAGGAUCCAGGAAUUCCUGAGUCACGAUGAGUUGGACCCAAACUCUGUUGACAGAAAGAACACAUCCUCAGAAUACACUGUGUCAGUAGUCAACGGGAGAUUCACUUGGAGCAAAGACGACUCGCCUGUUUUACACAAUGUGAACCUGAUGGUGCCGCGCGGCUCCCUGCUGGCAGUGGUUGGCCAUGUUGGCUCCGGGAAAUCUUCCCUCAUAUCCGCGCUGCUCGGAGAAAUGGAAAAACUUGAAGGGGAUGUGUCAGUCAGGGGUUCAGUGGCGUACGUACCUCAGCAGGCCUGGAUACAAAACGCCACCCUGCGAGACAACAUCCUGUUUGGGAAACCCUACAACGAGCAGAAGUACCGCUGCGUGCUGGAGGCUUGUGCUUUAACUCCUGACCUGGAGGUUCUGCCUGGAGGAGACAUGACGGAGAUCGGGGAGAAGGGUAUCAACCUCUCAGGUGGUCAGAGGCAGAGGGUCAGUCUGGCCCGAGCUCUCUAUAGUGAUGCUGAUGUCUAUCUGCUGGAUGAUCCGCUGUCAGCUGUUGAUGCCCAUGUUGCCAAACAUAUCUUCGACAAUCUCAUCGGCCCAGGGGGAGCGCUGAUGGGGAAGACACGCAUCCUGGUCACACAUGGCAUCAGCUUCCUGCCUCAGGUGGACAACAUAAUGGUGAUGGUAGAUGGCUGUGUGUCCGAGAUGGGCUCCUAUCACGCGCUGCUGAAAGAAAAUGGAGCCUUUGCUGAAUUUCUCAGGAACUAUGCACUGGAGGACAUUGUCGAAGAAGCAGAGGCUUCAGAUAUGGAAAUAGAAGAUGAGGAACUGUUCCCAGAUGAUACACUGAGCAACCACAUAGACAUGGUGGAAAGUGAACCAGUGAUCAAUGAAACCAAGAGAAGGUUCAUAAGGCAGAUUAGUGCCGUGUCUAGUGAUGGAGAAAACCCCAGGCCCAGAUCAGUGAAGCGCUCAUUCUGCAGCCAAAGGAAACACCCAGAAAUACAAGAGAAGAAGCCAACCGGAAUGGAGAAGCUGAUCCAGACGGAGACAACAGAAACAGGCCGGGUGAAAGCCAAGGUCUACCUGGAAUAUGCCAAGGCCGUGGGAGUGCUGCUAUCAAUCCUCAUCUGCUUUCUGUAUGGCUGCCAGAGCGCAGCUGCCAUGGGAUCAAAUAUUUGGCUCAGUCACUGGACUAACGACGCCAACACAAAUCAGACAAAAGAGAGCGUGAACAUGAGGGUGGGGGUGUACGCAGCCCUGGGCUUCACACAAGGUGCGCUGUUGUUGGCUAACUGCCUGCUGUGUCGAGCCUACAGUAUGUUGCGUGCAGCAAAGAUCCAACACCGCAACAUGCUCCAGGGCGUCCUGCGAGCGCCGCAGGCCUUUUUCGAGAACAACCCUACUGGGCGGUUACUAAAUCGCUUCAGCAAGGACAUGGAUGCCAUAGAUACCCUCAUCCCUGACAAUAUUGACAUAUGGAUGCGCACUUUCUGGUAUACACUGAAUGUGCUGCUCAUAUGCUCUGCCCUCACCCCAAUGUUCCUCAUAGUCAUAGCCCCGUUAAUGAUGUUCUAUUGGUGGGUUCAGAGAUUCUAUGUGGCUACGUCUCGGCAGCUGAAGCGCCUGGAGUCAGUCAGCCGCUCACCCAUAUACUCCCAUUUCUCGGAGUCCCUGACCGGCGCCAGCGUCAUCCGAGCCUACAGCAGACACCCUGCCUUUGUCCUGAUGAGUGAUGCCAAAGUGGAUGAGAACCAAAAGAGCUACUACCCCGGUGUGGUGUCCAACAGGUGGCUUGGAGUGCGAAUUGAGUUCAUUGGAAACUGCAUUGUGUUGUUCGCUGCUGUGUUUGCGGUCAUUGGAAAGGAGAGUCUGAACCCCGGACUUGUUGGCUUGUCGUUGUCGUACGCUCUUCAGGUGACAAUGUCUCUCAACUGGAUGGUCAGAAUGACUUCGGAUUUAGAGAACAACAUUGUGGCAGUGGAGCGAGUGAAGGAAUACUCUGAGACCCAGACAGAGGCUCCGUGGGAGGUGGAGGACAAGAAGCCUCCUCCUGAUUGGCCCACGCUGGGGAAUGUGGAGUUCCAUCAGUACAGCGUUCGAUACCGGGAGGGACUCGAUCUGGUCCUGAAAAGUCUGACUCUGAGUGUCAAAGGAGGAGAGAAGAUCGGCAUCGUCGGCCGCACUGGAGCAGGCAAGUCCUCCAUGACGCUUAGCCUGUUCAGACUGCUGGAAGCUGCGGCUGGAGAGAUCUCCAUCGAUGAUGUGAAGAUAGCUGAGAUCGGCCUCCAUGACCUGAGGUCCAAACUCACCAUCAUCCCGCAGGAGCCCGUUCUGUUUUCUGGGACUCUUCGGAUGAAUUUAGAUCCUUUCGGUAAAUACACUGAUGAAGAAGUGUGGAAAGCUCUCCAACACUCUCACCUGCACAAGUAUGUCAGCAACCAGCCGGCCAAACUGGAGCUCGAGUGUUCAGAAGGAGGCGACAACCUCAGCGUGGGCCAGAAGCAACUGGUGUGUUUGGCUCGAGCACUACUGAGGAAGACCCGGAUCUUGAUCCUGGAUGAAGCAACUGCUGCUAUUGACCUGGAGACAGACGACCUUAUCCAGUCCACCAUCAGGACUCAGUUUGAGGACUGUACCGUGUUCACCAUCGCACACAGACUCAACACAAUCAUGGACUACACAAGGGUUCUGGUGUUGGACAAGGGUCAGAUAGCAGAGUUUGACACUCCAUCAAACCUCAUUGCACAGAAAGGAAUCUUCUACAACAUGGCAAAAGAUGCCGGGCUGGCCCAGUAGAGACUGACUGACCAUCCAGCCCACCUCCUUUGCUGCACUGACUGAAGGUCCAACAUGGACCUGAGGCCGUUUGCUGUAGCGAAAACAAGCAAACUAACAUGUGCACUGGUGUGAUGUCCUCUUUAUGUCUAGGAUCUGUAAGCAAUGAAGCCAUAUUUCAAUAGUCUAGUCCCAAGUGCCUUUCACGAGAGAGAGCUGUAGAGAGCUGUGACUAUCAAGUAGGAAGGGGAGGGUUUUUCUAAAGGUUUUUUUCUAUGUAUUCUUAAACCCCCAAAAAAGAAUAUCUGCUUUUCUUAUGAAACUUAUUUUUGUACUGUGCUCGUAUUUAAGUUUGUUAGGCAAUUAUCUGAACCAAAUCUAUAAAAACUUGAAUAUUAAAAUGACUU